Molecule: messenger RNA, 249 nt
Organism: Caenorhabditis remanei
Lineage: Eukaryota; Metazoa; Nematoda; Chromadorea; Rhabditida; Rhabditidae
Exons: 1
Coding region: 1-249 (82 amino acids)
Biological process (GO): regulation of gene expression
Cellular component (GO): MLL3/4 complex
Molecular function (GO): RNA polymerase II cis-regulatory region sequence-specific DNA binding; histone H3K27me2/H3K27me3 demethylase activity; chromatin DNA binding
Source: RefSeq, a predicted model, not a curated record
AUGCUACGUCAAGUCGCCUGGAUCACGAACUCCUGCCCCCAUCAAGAGAAUCAGUUGGUCGCUUUCGUAAACCUGAACAUGGGACCAGGAGAAUGCGUCUGGAUAUGUGUGUCGAUGAUCUACGCUGCAAAAAUGGAGAAACUGAUGAAUGAAAAGAGGAUCAGCCCCUACCACACAAAAUAUUGGCCGACAGAGCAAGAUCUUAUCGACGCCGGUACCAGAAGCUCGUUCAGAAAGCCGGCGAUCUGA